Sardina pilchardus (European sardine) is the source of this 3193-nucleotide messenger RNA. It is a transcript of the gene baiap2l1b, whose product is annotated as BAR/IMD domain containing adaptor protein 2 like 1b. The record is from RefSeq and is a predicted model, not a curated record. The transcript is spliced from 14 exons. Bases 246 to 1778 code for a protein of 510 amino acids. Gene Ontology annotation, molecular function: protein binding. Lineage: Eukaryota; Metazoa; Chordata; Actinopteri; Clupeiformes; Clupeidae. Gene Ontology annotation, cellular component: nucleoplasm; cytosol. Gene Ontology annotation, biological process: positive regulation of actin filament polymerization; actin filament bundle assembly; plasma membrane organization.
UGCAGAAGUUUGACAGCUCAGCGCAAGAAGCUGUCAGCCCGUCGGCACAAAGCUGAGCCAUACACCUGAUCGCAUUUAGUGUCUGGGGAAACAUUUCUUGGAGGAUAAACGAACACCCGAGGAUAUUGUAAUGCUUAACUGUCACCAAAGGCGAGACUGAAGUCCUGAAGUUUGUAGGCUAUCGUAUUUUAUUAAUUUUCCGGAUCAUUGAGAAUUUCUACUUAUUUUGAAAAGGGAUUACCAAAAUGUCGAGAGACCCCGACGAAGUUAACAAACUCACCGAGAGUACCUACAAGAAUGUUAUGGAACAGUUCAACCCGGGUCUCCGGAACCUCACCAACCUUGGCAAGAGCUAUGAGAAAUCGGUGACAGCGAUGACCCAGGCUGGGAGGCUCUACUUUGAUGCUGUCUCAAAGAUCGGGGAGAAUGCAGCCAUAUCGCCAGUGUCCAGAGAGCUCGGGGUGGUGCUGAUGGAGAUAUCAGAGGUCCAUAAAAAGGUUUACCUCGAGCUGGAGGAAAAUUUUAAAAAGUUCCACAAAGAGAUCAUUGAAGAACUGGAGAGGAAGACAGAGAUGGAUGUGAAAUACAUGACGGCCACGUUCAAGCGCUACCAGAUAGAGCACAAGAUGAAGCAGGACUCUUUGGACCGCUCGCACUCCGACCUCAAGAAGCUCCGCCGCAAGAGCCAGGGCAAGAACGCAUCCAAGUACGAGAACAAGGAGACUGAGUGCCUGGAGACACUUACCCAGAGGCAGGUGGACAUGCAGCGGUUCAUAGCCGACGGCUGCAGGGAGGCCUUGCUGGAGGAGAAGAGGCGCUUCUGCUUCCUCGUGGACAAGCACUGCAUCUUCUCCGACCACUUCGCAGGCUUCCACGAAAAGUCGAGGGAGAUGCUCACGCUGAAGCUGCCCACCUGGCAGGACAAGUGCAGCGACGCCACCAACAUGCCGGACAGCAUCGUGUCCAUGAUCGAGGGCGUGCGCACACCUGUGGCCAUGACCCCCCAGCCCUCGCCCAUGACCCAGCGCCACAGCAGGAAUAACUCAGACGUGAUGGUUCCACCACCAGCACCGGUGCUGAAGGCCCAGACCAGUCCACUGGUCAACAUGUUCAGCCAGGAGACGAGCAGACCACAACACACCAAUGAUCAUGGCGGCGAGGAGAACGGCGGUCUGCAGCGGGCCGUGUCCGUGUCGUCGGGCCUCAACAACAUGGUCAAGCGGCCGCGCGUGCGCACCAUCUUCCCCCACACGUCCAGCAACAACAGCACGCUGCUCUGCUUCGACGAGGGCGACAUCAUCACGCUGCUCAUCCCGCAGGAGAGGGACGGCUGGCUGUACGGGGAGCUGGAGAACACCAAACAGAGGGGUUGGUUUCCGAGCUCUUACUGCCAGGCUUACACUGAACCUGCGGCCAAUAACAGUGUGUUCCAUCCACCGACGCGCAGCAAAAGUGUGGCCAACCUGAUGCAGCAGCAGCAGCAGGAGGAUGAGCAGGAGGCUGAGCACGAGUACGCUCCAGUGGUCCUCCCCCCGCCCGACUACAGCGACUCCCCCACCAGGACUCAGCUGGGCCCGGCCCAGAACUCCCACGCGACUCCGCAGGCCGCGCCGCACGCCGCCCAGAACUCCCACAGCGCUCCCAACUCCGCUCCGAACACGGUGCACAGAAUGAAUGGAAUCUCAAGACCACCUUUCCUUGCAGGAGGAGGGAACCCAUUUGCUACUGUCCGCCUGCGGCCCACCGUCACCAAUGACAGAUCGGCCCCCCACAUCUGAGUGGAGCCCAGAGACUCAAGCACGACGCAGGGACUGAUUUGGACCGAUUCGGACGUCUGUGGAGAGAGGCGAUGUCAAAGAUGUCAAGUUUUGUGUUCAUUUGUAUUGUUUAGAGUAGACAAUGUAACUGCUGUAUACAAUCGGUCUGGCACUGUGAGCGGAGUAUAUUAGUACAUUUAUUUAUGUAACUUUUAAAGAGAUACAGUAUAUGUAUAUUUUGCAAAUCUUUUUGAACAUCAGUUCUGACAUUGCCACUAGUGAUACAGGCAAUGUAUGCAACAAAAGCAAGUUGACACAUAUCUAAAAUUGUACAUUCCCUCUCUAUGUAGAUAGAUUUGACCUGUACCUUGUUGAAGUUGAGUAACUGUUAAGGAUAUAAUGUUGCCAUAGGACAAAUACUGAAUGUAUACUGUAUGUGGGGCUGACAUUGAAUGAAUGGCCCUCUGAUAGUGUUGCUAGUGUUGUUUUGAUUAUGUGCUUUUUCUGUUGACAAACGAUAUUUUAAAUACCUACUGAUAUCUAUGAUGCACACAUGGGCUCGAGAUGGAGAGGCAUAUAAUAUGAGCACACUGUAGCAAAUCCUCUACUCUGUGUGCAGCAGGAAUGUAUGUGUGUGUUGGAAGCGAAGGUAGGACUGGGACACAAAGCCAUCGCAGUUCACAGUCGUGACUUGUGACAUAUGAUGCUGAAUGAAGAGACUGGGCAGGCCUGGUUGUCUGAAAUGACUGAGGCGGCUUUUGUGAGACUUGAGCUCAUCCCUUUCACCCAGGAUAGAUUAGGGGAUCUACUGAACUUCUCUCAUGGAAGCACACACAGUAGCAGAUAUAUACAAUAGAGCCAUGCUUUGUAAAUGUGUUCUCUGCAGCAUGGACUUCAUUUAAGUGUUUCUUUACUUUCAACAGCACUUGUAGUUUCUGUGCCAUGGCCCAGCUAUUCAAGUACUGUCUGCAUACAUACGGUUCCAGACAAAGAUGUUAGACCUACUGUACUACACUCAGCCAGUCCUUCAGUUUAUUAGGUGUUUUGGCCUACUGUGGAUACUUUUGAAUGUGUAGGGCAAGAUUUGAUCCACAUCUUUCAGUUUAUUAGGUGUUUUUGCUUACUGUGGAUACUUUUGGAUGUGUACGGCUAGAUUUGAUCCACAGUGUGAAGAGCACUUUUGCCUUAACCUCUACUGUACUUCACCCCUGUAUUUUCGUCCACCCGAAAGACGUGUUGUGCAGGUGCAAAGUUAACACUGUGUUUCUCCCUUCAUUACAUUUGACUGCCAUUUCAACUCGGCACUUCAGGGAAGCCAUUCAGAGGCCUAGUGCAAAGCUUCUUUUGAUUUUCUCUUGCUGCUGUUUAUCAUGUGACGUUAGGUUGCAUGCUUGCUCUAUCAAGACACAAAUAAAUGUUUUAUUUCUGCAAAGGUG